GCUUCGUCUACCCCUACGCAUUUCUCCAUGUCUGCCUCCGCCGCGCCAUCAUAGUCAACCACAUCUACCUACCAGUACACUCUUGCUCUAGAGCUCCAGCUCCACAUCCCCCGUCGCUAUCUACCACAACCACCACCGCCUACGAUCAUGGCAUCUUCGCUGGAGCUGCCAGCUACGAAGCGGAAGCGAACGGGAAAGUCCCAACCUUCGCUCUCCUUCGCCGCCGCCGCCGCCGCACCCAUAGUCUCCUUCGGCUCGUCCACCCUGCAGGUGUCGACGUCGGCCGCAGGCGCUACCGAAGCUGCCCCACGCGCCCCACUACGCUCCCCCCAACCUCCAAACAACAACUCCUUCCACUGGUCCUUCCUCUCGCACCCGGUGCUGGAGCAUCUCCGCAAGUGGCCUGGCCUGUCCAGCACGGCCGAAGUCGCCGUAACCGCCACGCCCUCAGCCGCAGGAGGAGAUCCCUCACCCGCCUCGCCCUCGCCACCACCACCCACCACCUCCGCCGAUGUACCGCAGAAAUUCGCGCGCCUCCUGUCGAUCCCGCCGAUCGCAUCGUCCAUCGCAUCGGGCCUAUACGGGCGCGACCUACUUUCCAUCCGCCUACUGAGCAGCGCCUUCCACGACGUGCUGUCGACACAGAUCUCGGGCGAUGGCCAGCGGCCCUACUAUCACACGCUGCUGCUCAAGUCGCUGCUGUGCAAACGCACCGACGUCGCCACGGAGCCGCUCGGCACCGCGUGCAAGAGCGCCGGCGGCAAUGUCGGGCCGUGCGUGCUGUGCGCAACCCCGAUCUGCUCGACGUGCGUCUACCCCGAGAUCUGGACCGUGCGCCGCUACCGCUACCUGUGUCCGGGGUGCUGCUCAUCGGCGAACCCCAAGGCGUGCGCCUGCCAGGCCAACAUCUGGAUGUGCCGGCCGUGCUAUAAGACCCGGUGGGUCGAGGACCUGGACUACGAUACCGCGGGUCAGUGGCUCGACGUCGGCGCCGCGGCCACGUGCCACCGCUGCGGAGAGGCACACACAAACAAGAGCGACCCACGACUGCCCGCGCUGCCCGGCCGCAGGACGUUCCGUGGCUGGUUCGUCGACCUCACCGGGAAGAAGCGGCGGCCCGUGGACUGUGCGUGGUGCGAUGGCCGUGUCGAUCCUAAACGCGAGGACUGGACGCUGAGGCCGCUCGUUAUCAAGAGGGGUGAGGAGCGGGGUAGGAAUUGGAUCAGGGAGGUCGAGAGACGCAGGAAGGAGCGAGAGGGAGAAGUCGAUCCCGGCGAUAAUGAGGGGAGGGAUUAACUACUUAGGUGGCUGGCUAGAAUUUGCUGAUACCCACUGUGUGUGCACGCUUCCUUGCUUGUUCUUGCGCUUGCUUUUCGCUGCGGUAGCUGCGGCGUGUCUGUCGCUCCCUUUUCUUAUUCUUCUACUGCUAAUGGCCGCU
Tricharina praecox is the source of this 1438-nucleotide messenger RNA. RefSeq lists its product as uncharacterized. Bases 148 to 1296 code for a protein of 382 amino acids. The transcript has 2 exons. The record is from RefSeq and is a predicted model, not a curated record. Lineage: Eukaryota; Fungi; Ascomycota; Pezizomycetes; Pezizales; Pyronemataceae.